CCCUUGCCAGACCAGCCAUUGUUUUCAGCUCUUGCCGGAGAUCCUAAGCUUGCGCAUUCAGUCUUUAAAGGAGGCUUGACGCCUUUCCAACAGUAUCGGUGAAAGGCAUUCCGCUUUAGACUCCCUCUUAAAACUCAUCUUUGAUUUGCUUGACCGCUGCCCACUCGAUCGGUCGCCACCUUACGCAACGUCAUGUCAUUUAUGGACGACAAUCAGAACUCUGCUCCAAGCAGCGUCCAAUCCAACAAGCUGGGCGGCGCCAGGAAAGCUGCUGAGCCGGGCCAGAAUGCCGCGAAGAGGUUGCAGACGGAGCUUAUGCAGCUCAUGACCUCGCCGGCGCCGGGCGUCUCUGCGUUUCCCUCUGCCGACGGCAACCUGCUCUCGUGGAGAGCUACGAUCGAGGGCCCCGAUGACACUCCCUACGCCGGCCUCACAUUCAAGCUCAGCUUCGAGUUCCCGUCCAACUACCCGUAUGCGCCGCCAACUGUGCUGUUCCGGACGCCCAUCUACCACCCCAAUGUCGACUUCUCGGGCCGCAUCUGUCUCGACAUUCUGAAGGACAAGUGGACCGCGGCGUACAACACCCAGACCGUGCUGCUAAGUUUGCAGUCUUUGCUGGGAGAGCCCAACAAUUCAUCUCCGCUGAACGGGGAGGCUGCUGAGCUGUGGGACAAGGACCCGGCUCUGUUCAAGACCAAGGUCAUGGACCGCCACAAGGACAUCGAGGACGACUGAGGGCGAGGCAUUGGGCAUGGGUUGGCGUUUUUCUGGGCUGUCAAGGACAAUUGGAGUCAUCAGCUGGUUUUUCGGGCCUUCGGGUCCGCGGAGUACGGUCACCUGGUUAGGAUUGCAUUGCCAGGGCGAAUUGGUUCAUGAGUAUGCCAUCGUUUGUCUUCUGGCGGUGCAGCCCGAAUGUACAUCAAGCAUUGGCUGUAAUGGACAUUGGUUGUCCAUGAGCGUAACACUCCGAGAUAAUCCCAGCGCAUCAUUCUUAUAGCUUCCCAAGCAACGCCAGCCCCCACCGCAGCGCCCUCAACGUUCGUCGGAAUGGUUUCUGGUAUCGAAGGUGCCGUGCUUUACGAACCCCAUGUAUUCGUAAUAGGAAGCUAAAUGCCAUGUGAAAACUCCGGAAAAGUCCAAUGCCGCCCUGAAACCGAACCACGGCCCAAUCUCGAAACCCCAGUUUUGUUGCCAGCCUUUACUCCUCGACAACAACGGUGUGCAGGCCCUUGGGGUUCUUGACGUUGACGGCUUGCACGUAACUGUAGAGCUUCUCCUUGGCGCCUUCCUCGUCGUUACGUCUCCGGGAGAUGCGAAUGCGGAGUCUGUAAGGAACGCCCUUG
Molecule: messenger RNA, 1343 nt
Organism: Thermothielavioides terrestris NRRL 8126
Lineage: Eukaryota; Fungi; Ascomycota; Sordariomycetes; Sordariales; Chaetomiaceae
Exons: 4
Coding region: 193-735 (180 amino acids)
Source: RefSeq, a predicted model, not a curated record